AGUAAAAGCAAUCCAAUAUAAGAAACAAAUUGUAUUGGGCCAUGCAACGCCGGUUGACGUCACAACAAAACAUUAAUAUAUUCCCAUCUUGUCCUUCUUCUACCUUCCACUUCCACAACUCCUCUCUCUCUCUAUCUAUCUAUCUAUCUAUCUAUCUAUCUAUCUAUCUAUCUAUCUUCCUUGCUCUUGCUUCCUUUCUCAUAAACAAACACCUCCUUAGGGCUUAGGAAUAGCAACUAAGCUCAAUAACCAUUACUCAUUUCGGUGACGGUUAGAAUAUACGAAAAUAUAUUUAGUAUCUUUUAUAUUAUAUUAGAGUAUCUGACCAGAGACGGAGUAUAUUAAUGGAUUUGAAUUCGAGUUAUCAACAUCAACUCCAACAAAACCAACCAAAUUCGAGGUUGCUUCGUUUUCGCUCUGCGACUAGUUCAGAUCAUAUUCGAUCAAAUUUCAAACAAGGUGGUGAAGGUUGUGGUGGCAGUGCUUCCACUGCCACCGAUAAUAAUGAAACUGCAGAGAGGUUAGUUUUGAGAUUCAACAAUUCUGGUGAAGCUUCUUCAUCUAGCUUUCGACAAUUCAUGGAUCGUAAUCCUUCUAAUCAUAGUAGUUCUAGUGCAAGUUCAAGCAUGAUGGUUGGUUCUUCUAUGGGAAUGGAUCAAACUAAUAGGACUACUUCCCCUGCUGGCCAUUUCUCCAACAACAACAUCAUCUCCUUUGCAAAUGGGUAUGAUACUAUGAAAGGUGUUGAAAACUAUGAUGGGGUGAAUGACAGUGAUGGUGAACUUACUCUAUCCAUGAACAUAUUAAAAAAUCAAAUUGGCUUCUCACCAAAAAGUCAUUCUUCUUUGGGAAGGUUAUCACACAACUCGAAAACGAGGAGCGUCGGCAUUGGGACAACUCGCCAUGAUGAUGGAAGACAAGAUGGCAACGAUGACACAGAAUAUUAUGGUCAUAAAUUUCUUUAUGAUUCUAAUGAUCAGAAUAUUGAGGCAGGAAAUCAAGUUAAUACACUAUCACAUCACUUGAGUUUGCCAAGAAAAUCAUCAGAGAUGUUUGUUGUGGAGAAUUUGCUUCAGUUCCCAGAUUCUGUUCCAAGUAGUAUCAGAGCUAAGAGAGGCUUUGCAACACAUCCUAGAAGUGUUGCCGAAAGGGUAAGAAGAACUCGGAUAAGUGAACGAAUGAGAAAGUUGCAAGAGCUUGUUCCAAACAUCGACAAGCAAAUUUGCACAUCAGACAUGUUGGAAUUGGCUGUAGAUUACAUUAAUGAUCUUCAAAAACAAUUGAAGAUUAUGACUGCAAAAAGAGCUAAAUGCAGAUGCAGAAAUCAGAAAUGAAUCAAAUUGUUAAGUUUCUUUUGUACAGGUAAUGAAGGAGAACAAAAAUGUAUUAGACUGAAUCUUCAUGUGCUGAAAAAUAAGAAGAAAAUGAGCUGAUAUAAAAUGCUAAUGUAACAGUAACACAGAAAGACAGCUUCUAGCUCUUAAUCUCAACAUCGAAGUUCUUCAAUUAGUUUAACCGGGCUUUCAAUCACACAAACGAUAAAACAAAUGGUUAAUUUGUAAUUUUAUAUACAAAAAUUCUAAUGUAUUCAUUUAGUUUUUA
This is a messenger RNA of Trifolium pratense (red clover), 1602 nucleotides long. Its product is annotated as transcription factor bHLH130-like. The record is from RefSeq and is a predicted model, not a curated record. Gene Ontology annotation, cellular component: nucleus. The transcript is spliced from 5 exons. Gene Ontology annotation, molecular function: DNA-binding transcription factor activity, RNA polymerase II-specific; RNA polymerase II cis-regulatory region sequence-specific DNA binding; protein dimerization activity. Bases 345 to 1334 code for a protein of 329 amino acids. Gene Ontology annotation, biological process: regulation of transcription by RNA polymerase II. Lineage: Eukaryota; Viridiplantae; Streptophyta; Magnoliopsida; Fabales; Fabaceae.